GCAGGUCGGACACUGACAAGACGUUUUUAUAUGAAUUAUAUGUUAUAUAAAAAACAAACAAACAAAAAAACUUUUGAAUAACUACACUUUCCAUUCGACGCGAUUUAAUCGAACAAUGGAAUAAAACACUCAACACCUGAGAACACCAGCACAUCUUGCAUUUGGUUCAGUGAACAACAAAGGCUGCUGGGAUGGAUGAUAUCUACACUUUGCAACAAGAAGUGGGACGAGGCAGCUAUGGAGUGGUCUUCAAGGGACACGUGACAGAGACUGGCUGGUGGGGCGAUAGGGGUGACACAGUGGCCAUUAAACGUCUACCAUGCUGUAGCCCAGAGAGUAUAGAGCUGUAUUUGCAGGAGCUCUGGGCUAUGAGAAUCACUGCACAGAACCACCCCAAUGUCAUCUCGCUAUACAACUGCCUUCUAGAGACUGGACCUAGAACACUACAGCCCCUGAGAUCAGGGAGGCUGCCUUUGGAUUUGGUGGAGAGUGUUCUCAAAGGGAGAGUGGUGGACGAAGACUCAAAAACCCAAAUGAGGAAUCCUUCCAGGUCAAAGAGGAGACUGAUGUCCACAGAGGAGGUUCCCAGGCGCUGCUUUGCCUUUUGGUUGGUGAUGGAGUACUGCGACGGAGGGGAUUUAAACCAGUACAUUCUGUCCAGGCCACCGGAUGCUGAGUGCAACCGUGCAGUGCUUGAGCAGCUCAGCAGUGCCAUUACAUUCCUGCACGGCUGUGGAGUAGUGCACCGUGAUAUAAAGCCAGAUAAUGUUCUUGUCCGUCUUACUAAAGCAGGACCGGUCAUGAAGGUGGCAGACUUCGGCCUCAGUAAGAUGGUGGACAAUCCUACAGAUGGCGUCCAGAAUAGACUGGCUCUUUCCUCUACAUGCGGCUCAGACUUCUAUAUGGCUCCAGAAGUUUGGGCAGGCCGUAGUUAUACAGCCCAGGCUGACAUCUUCUCUGUGGGUGUUCUUUUCUGGGCUGUGCUGGAUAGAAUCAUUUUCCUAGAGGAUGGCACCAAUCAAGAACAACUGGGUGCAUAUGUAAUGCGAGGCCGCUGGCUCACCCCGUUAGGUGAAGCGCUGAGUCAGAAUCCAGACCUGCAGUUGACCAUCCCUAUGAGGUCAAGACGUGCUCCACCACUGCCGCCACCUCUAAACCACGCUAUGUGCGAGCUACUGCUGGACAUGCUAGAUUCUGACCCUGACACCCGGCCCACUGCUGACCAGCUGGAGAAGAGGGUCCGGCGAGCCAUAGAGCUGCACUGACCUACUGAUCUCAGAGCAGCAUGCUAACAACCAGCCUACUUUGUACACUGAAAAACUUGAAUAUGAAGCCAAUAAAAGUUAUCGAACAGCA
Molecule: messenger RNA, 1356 nt
Organism: Rhinichthys klamathensis goyatoka
Lineage: Eukaryota; Metazoa; Chordata; Actinopteri; Cypriniformes; Leuciscidae
Product: Serine/threonine-protein kinase pdik1l-B-like
Exons: 4
Coding region: 192-1265 (357 amino acids)
Biological process (GO): protein autophosphorylation; autophagy; axon extension
Cellular component (GO): cytoplasm; autophagosome
Molecular function (GO): ATP binding; protein serine/threonine kinase activity
Source: RefSeq, a predicted model, not a curated record